AGCGUCUACCCUCCACCCCUCGAGGAAGCCCAGCGACAUCCAUCAGACUGGUUGCACUCUCAGAGGUACGCUUGAGCACUCCUCAGCACUGCAACCCCGUCACCUAAAAACAGCCUGACAAGAACACCUCCCUCCAGGUCCGGUGAUCUCUGCAGCGGGUUUUCUCCUCCAUCAGGACCGGGGGGAGAGAUGCGACGUCUCGGAGGAGGAGGAGGAGACGAACUGGCCAGGCAGCAGCAGCAGAAGCAGCAGCAGCAACAGACACCUGAGAGGAAGAUCUGACUUAGUUACUUCAACGUCAAAGAAAGCUCGGCUAAGGCUCGUCAGACACUCGUGCGGAAGAUUUAGAUCGAAUUGAGCCGACACCUGGAGAGAUUUGAAGUUUGUAAAGACUUCAGCUUGUUUUAUUCUUCUGAGUGGUUAAUUGCGGUCAUCACUAUGACUGAUGGGGAUUAUGACUACCUUAUAAAGCUCCUUGCCCUGGGGGACUCCGGCGUGGGGAAGACCACCUUCCUGUACCGAUACACAGACAACAAGUUCAACCCCAAGUUCAUCACCACAGUCGGCAUUGACUUUAGGGAAAAGAGAGUGGUGUACACACAGACCAACCCCACUGGGGCGGCUACGGGGAAAACCUUUAAAGUUCACCUUCAGCUAUGGGACACAGCUGGACAGGAGAGGUUUCGCAGCCUGACGACGGCGUUCUUCAGGGACGCCAUGGGGUUCCUGUUGAUGUUUGAUCUCACCAGCCAGCAGAGCUUUCUCAACGUCAGAAACUGGAUGAGCCAGCUACAGGCCAAUGCCUACUGUGAGAAUCCAGAUAUCGUGUUGGUAGGAAACAAGGCGGACCUGGCCGACCAGCGGGAGGUUCAGGAGAAACAGGCCAAAGAGCUGGCCGAUAAAUACGGGAUCCCCUACUUCGAGACCAGUGCAGCGACAGGUGCUGAGGUGGACAAGUCGGUGAUAACGCUGCUGGACCUGGUCAUGAAGAGGAUGGAGCAGUGUGUUGACAAACCACCAGCAGAGUCAGCCAAUGGGAACGGGGCCACAAAGCUCACCGAUUCGCAGUCCAGUGAGAAGAAAUGUGCAUGCUAGAUGAAGAGGUGAUUCAGGAAAAACAACCAGUCCAGCCCUCCUCUGUUGUCUGUCCUUUUGACUCGCCACACUCCCACCUUCGAUUGAUUUCUCUUUCUUUUAUUGCACAUCGUUCACUCUCUUUUCUCUGAAACUAACCACGAACCAUCCUCUGCUCAUUUUUCUUUUCUCUUCACCCCUGGUUUCUCCCUUCUCCUGUCAAACUGUCCGCCACCCUGGCCAUGAAACAGCCCUGUCCCCCUCUAGUGGACAUUGAAGGUGAUACAUUCUCAGCCUCUCUGCCUUUGAGCUCCUCAAGGAGGAAAUUAAAACAGACGGGUGAACGUUUCCUCACUGUCAGACACAUAAUGUGCCUCGUUAAAACACGCAACCUGGGAAUUAAGCUCUGCAAGCUCCCAUUUCUGUUCUCAAAAAGUGGCUUGAGUGAUGUGAAGUGAUCUAAAAUGGCUUAAAUAGGUGUUUAAAUCUAUCUUUUUCAACUCUUUUAAGUCUUAUAUGUGUGUCAAAUUGUAAUGGAUGAAUGAUCGUGCUGCCUUUUUCAGCCAUCAUUGGAUGACAGGCUAAUCUGGGCCGCAAAGAGUUACAUCAGGCUGUUUUUGUUGAAAAUGAAGUCGUAAUUGUCUGCUAAAACAUUUCCUUAUUGAUCAGGCUGAGCAGUGACCAAUCAAAAAAACAAAAAUCUCCCCAUUUCCUACUGUUACGGAUGCUGUACCCAUUUUUUGUUUAAUAUGCUCCAAGCCGUUUUGUCUUUUUGACGGAUUGGAAAAGUCCAAAAAGGCGUUGGAGUUCUUGACACCCGGGUGGUCGUUGCUUUUCUCAGCUUAUUAUGAUUCUUUUUAACAUGCAGUCUCUGAUAACAUAUUGAGCAGUAAUUACAUUUUUUGUUAAGUUAAUUUCAACAUGUUAGGUAGAUAAAUAUAAGGGCCUGUAUAAUACUUAACAUUAGUAACAAUGAGCUAAAUUAACAAGAAAACAAGGGUUCAUCACCUGUAUACAAUUCAAUUGUGAAUAAUCACAAACACCACUAAGUAGGUUAUUUUCUGUAUUGUUAGCAACAAAUACUAUUAUUUUGGAUCAACACAAUUGACCACACAUGAUUUCUGUUGGUAUUCAUUCAUAAAAAAAACCACUUGAAAAAUGUCUCAAAAGUCUGUAGCAACCUGCCUCCACUUUGAAGCUAACUAUCUAGCUAACCAGAUACUAGCUAAUGCUUAGCAGUGUUAGUGGUGGCUAAAAGCAACAUGCUGAUGAUGAUAUUUUUGUAGCUCCAUAUGAAGACGAAUCCAACAUUCUCUCCAUACUGCGGUCAUAGAGUUGGUUGUUGCUCAUGUUAUGCUAAUGCUAUGUAUCUGAAUUCCCUGUCUGACUUUUGACACCAACUAUCAACAAAUAGCUUUUAUCUUAUCUAAGGUAACCCAGCCAGCUAAGCUCUGCUUGGAAACUUUGGCGUUUUCUCAUACAGACACCGGAUAGUUUUUAUCCUGUUCCUGUUUCCUAUUGCCACACAUUUAAUAACUUCAGCUAGCUCUCCGUUAGCUAGCUGGUUUGUCAGACGUCGCUGAUGUAAAGCUAACUGUACAUUACACCUUCAUGAUGGUACCCGACUGGAGUGGUCAUUCAUAUUGUAAGACAAAUAUGGGUACAGCAUGCAAUGGAGGACUAAAACCUACAUCGUUUGUCAUUAAUGUGUCCAUACCUAGACCAGGAAAGACGUGUUGUUUCACUGACCUAUUGCCUUGGCUUUUAAAGCAUUGUUACACUCUGGUGGAACAGAUACAAAAUACUAUUUUGGAGUUUGAGAUACAUCUGCUGAGAUAUCUGCUGCCCUGGAGGUGCCAAUUUGCAAAUGAAAGAUUUUUCAUCCAUAAUAUAAAAAAAUAGAUGUCUUCUUUCCAGAUCCAUCAAAGAUGUAAAAGAUGUAAAAGAGGCCCAGUAAUUCAAUAUAAAUGGAUUUGACCAAAUGUAUGACUGGAGGGGACCAUUAUAACGAAAUGGCAUAAUUAUUAUGCAAAUAGAUAUUUCUGAUUUGUCAGUUGGGUGAUGUCAUCUUGUCAGGGCAGCCAAUAGCAGACAAUGUCUCAUCUCUUUGUAACAGAUAACCAGACAGUGAAAUGUCACUUUAAGGCCACAUAUAUGACCAAUGUUGUUAAAAUAUUUAUAUUAAAACAAACGUAUUAUUA
Molecule: messenger RNA, 3275 nt
Organism: Labrus bergylta (ballan wrasse)
Lineage: Eukaryota; Metazoa; Chordata; Actinopteri; Labriformes; Labridae
Gene: rab27b
Product: RAB27B, member RAS oncogene family
Biological process (GO): regulation of exocytosis; Golgi vesicle fusion to target membrane; protein secretion
Cellular component (GO): dendritic spine; trans-Golgi network transport vesicle; synaptic vesicle
Molecular function (GO): GTPase activity; GTP binding
Source: RefSeq, a predicted model, not a curated record